AAGUGGAGGAGGGCCAGCAUGUCGGGCUCCAAGGGGAACUGAAUACGCGGAGCCGAUCAGCCAGGAUGCACCUCAGUGGCCCAAGUGGGCCGCAGGCCCUUGUGAACGACAGUUCUGGAGAUGGAGCCGUUUUCCCCAUGGGUCACGGCUAUCCAUCGGAGUACCAGCACAUGGUGCACUCCCACUGGCGCGGAUUCAGAGAGGCACCCAUAUACUACCACGCUGGCUUUUACAUCGCCUUUUGCGUCCUCAUGCUCCUGAAUCUUUUCGGAAAUGGAUUAGUCAUCUGGAUAUUCUCAACAUCGAAAUCACUGCGAACUCCUUCCAAUCUGCUGAUUCUGAACCUGGCCAUCUUCGAUCUGUUCAUGUGCACCAAUAUGCCCCACUAUCUCAUCAACGCGACUGCUGGCUAUAUAGUCGGAGGAGAUCUCGGCUGCGAUAUAUACGCUUUGAACGGGGGCAUCUCCGGAAUGGGGGCUUCCAUAACGAAUGCCUUCAUUGCCUUCGAUCGGUACAAGACAAUAUCGAACCCCAUUGACGGACGACUAAGCUAUGGCCAAAUUAUCCUGCUGAUUAUUUUCACUUGGUUGUGGGCCACUCCGUUUUCGGUGCUGCCCUUCUUUCAAAUUUGGGGACGUUAUCAGCCGGAGGGCUAUCUGACCACCUGCUCCUUUGACUACCUGACCAACACGGAUGAAAACCGGCUGUUCGUGCGCACGAUCUUCGUGUGGUCCUACGCGAUUCCGAUGACCAUGAUCCUGGUGUCCUACUACAAGCUCUUCACCCACGUCCGCGUCCACGAGAAGAUGCUGGCGGAGCAGGCGAAGAAGAUGAACGUGAAGUCGCUGUCGGCCAACGCCAAUGCGGACAGCAUGAGUGUGGAGCUGCGGAUCGCGAAGGCGGCCCUCAUCAUCUACAUGCUGUUCAUCGUGGCCUGGACGCCCUACUCGGUGGUGGCCCUGAUCGGAUGCUUCGGGGAGCAGCAGGUCAUCUCGCCCUUCGUCUCCAUGCUGCCCAUGCUGGCCUGCAAGUCGGUGUCCUGUCUGGAUCCCUGGGUCUACGCCACCAGCCACCCCAAGUACCGCCUGGAGUUGGAGCGCCGGCUUCCCUGGUUGGGCAUCCGCGAGAAACAGGCCACAUCCGGAUCAUCUGGUGGGCAGGAGAGCGUGGCCAGUGUCAGCGGCGAUACCUUGGCCCUGAGUGUGCAAAACUAAUGGCGAGAGUCACAGGAUUAACGAAGUACUUGAAAGUUGAUUAGUUUUAAGGCGCAAUGAACUGAAAGAGUUCCAAAAAUACAAACCAAAAAAAAGCUGGCAUUGAAAAAUUAUACAAAGUAUCUUUUGAGGCGAAUUGAAAACUGGUGGUGGUGUAAGAAAUAUUAGUUAUUAGAAUAAGGAAGUCAAAUCUGGCCGUUUCCACCCUAUACCUUUUUCAACUUCACUUGUUUAAAAGUUUCUUAUGAUUUUUUUUUAUAUUCGCGUGAUGUGCUUGGGUUUCCGUAAUUAUUAUAACACAUUAUAUUAUGUUAUUAUAACAUAACAAAGGUAUUUAAAACACACCCAGCCAGUUUUUCCUUUUGUUUCAAUUUGUGUUUUUUAUUUUUUCGUGAAUUUCUAUAAAAUUUGAUAUGUUACUUUCAUCUGAUAUGGCACUUUUAAUAAUAUGUAUUAAUAAUAUGUAUGUAUUAUCAAAUAUAACGUUUAAACAAUA
Messenger RNA from Drosophila ficusphila, 1710 nucleotides. It is a transcript of the gene Rh5, whose product is annotated as opsin Rh5. The record is from RefSeq and is a predicted model, not a curated record. Gene Ontology annotation, cellular component: membrane. The transcript is spliced from 3 exons. Gene Ontology annotation, molecular function: G protein-coupled receptor activity. Bases 66 to 1214 code for a protein of 382 amino acids. Gene Ontology annotation, biological process: visual perception; G protein-coupled receptor signaling pathway. NCBI's taxonomy places the organism in Eukaryota, Metazoa, Arthropoda, Insecta, Diptera, Drosophilidae.